CUUAAUAACGCAUGAACUACAGGAGAAACCGCCAAGAGGAGACAGAACGCGUGAGAGACGGGGACAAGCUGCUGUCGAUGCUCCCCAAAUAUUUAUAGAUAGCGAAGAGAAGCCGAGGCACAACAUAGAGAGCGACACUAAAUAAGAAACAUUAGAAGAACGGUUUGCGGAAGAGAGCGAAAGGAUCACUUUCUUCUACCGGCAAACAGUGCCUGCUGUCUCCCUCCACACAAUCACACACAGACACACACCUUCCUGUUGUGGGAUUAAUGAGCGUACAGAGAGACACCGGUGCGUAAAGUUGAUGUGCUGAUCCGCCAGUCUCAUCUUACACUGUGGACAUUAUUGUUGUUUUUUUUUUUUGGAUGCUGGCUGUGUUCCUGAGGUCCGGGAUCCAGCGUGGAUUUUAGAACCAAUCACAGUGUCUUUGUCUGGAUGAGCGAGACUUGUUGGAUGAGAUUUCAAGACUUAUCGUGCGGAAUUACAACCAUGAACUUUGUUGUCAGUUUGCUAUACAUCCUUUUCGCAGCGGUUCUUCACCUAUCCACAGUAAAGACUGCCAGCAUUAACAAGGGAGUGGACAAGAGUAAAAAUGAGGUCAUCCCUCUCCUAGAUGUUUUUAACAAGAGUCAGUGUCAGCCCAGAGAGGAGCUUGUGGACAUCUCCAAAGAGUACCCGGGGGACACAGAAUACACCUACGCUCCUUCCUACGUCGUCCUCAACCGCUGCAGCGGCUGGUGCAAUGAUGAAGCAAUGGAGUGUGUACCUACGCAAACAGGCAACAUCACAAUGCAGGUAAUGAGGAUUAGACCAUUGAUAGCGGAACAUAUUAUUCAAUUAAGGUUCACAGAGCAUCAAAAGUGUGAAUGCAGACUAAAGCCAGAUGUUCAAGCAAAGAAAGAAUACCACUGUGGGCCUUGCUCAGAGAGAAGAAAGCGCUUGUUUGUGCAGGACCCUCUCACCUGUAAAUGUUCCUGCAAAUUCACACAAUUAGACUGCAAGUCCAGGCACCUUGAGUUAAACGAAAGAACUUGCAGAUGUGAUAAACCGAGAAGAUGAACCCAGCAACACUGUUAUGAAGGAAUUCUUUUCUUGGCACAGCACUUUCAAACCUGAGGAUGCAUUCCCUGCAAGGACACAAAAUGACAAUGCAAGACAGGAAAUCCUUGAAACAGAUCUUGCCACUGUCUUUAUUCCACCUAAAGAUAUUAAUAUAUAUGUAUAUAUAUACUUUUAGUACAUCGACAAUGUGUAUUGCUGCUACUUAAAACAAUACUAUUUAAAGUGAAACGAAUGCGCCACUGGCGUGUGAAUGGGAAAGGUUUCAGUGAUGUUCUGCUCAUGGGUAGAACUGGUAGACGAAAUCUAUUAUUUUAUUAACACUUCACUGGAUGCUGGUCUACUGUGGAUAUCUUUAAUAUUUCUAAAUAACUAGUGACACCAACUUUAACGAGCGGUGCAGCAGAAGCUGAACUCACUUCCAAACUCUGACAUAAGGACUAAGAGGAGAAGGAGCGAGGACGAGGAGGCGGAAGUGGAGGAAUGCCUGUUGUACUUGAACUGAAUGGCAGGUCCAAGAACUGUUUCCCUCUGUGACAUGAUGUGAAGUUUUGUCUCCACUGUAUGGAGUAACUCCAGUUUAUGUGAGAAUACACCUAAAAAGUGUCUCAGAGUUUCCUGACUGUGACUGCGGAUGCAUGUUAUGUGCCAAGGUGACGGAUAAUGUGAACAUGACCUUCCUUCCUCAUAGGGUUACAUGAUGUUAGCAGGAACUGAACUAGUUAAACAGGUCAGGUAGAUAAUCAUUUUAGCAGGUAGAAAUAUUUUAGUCAAUGUUAAAAAUUAAUUUAGGGUUAGGCAUCCAUAAGUGUUGGCAAGUAAAAAAUGACAAGAGUUCCAUCAGGGUUAUGGGUAAGAAUCAAGUACCUGUUUCUGGUAGUGCCUCCUUCAUGUAAUCCUUCCUGGUGGGAAAACAGAUUUGUCUCUCUUUUUGUGCACAGAGUUUAUUAUUUAUAUUUUGUGGUAUUGUGUUCCUUUCACAAACUGUCUUGAGACUAGGCUGUCUAAAGGGAUAUUACUGUAGGUAUAUACAGAGACAAGAAGGGACUAGACAAGCUGAUCGUAGAUCAGAUCAGCAUGUCGCUGUUGAAAUCCGUAACUUUUCCUUAUUUAAUGGCUUUGUUUGUGUUCCAAAGAAAUAGGCAUCCACAACAGAGCAGUUCAUCAUAAACGAUCUGUAUAUACUUACUAGGUAUUCCUUCGUCUAGUACUUUGUCUAAAUAUUUAUAUGCAGUGUUAUUUUUAUUUGUAAGCCUCACCUGUCUGAAGAUUGAAUGGAGAACAUGUAUGACUGUAGAAUCCUUCCUUUUUUCUUUUUUUUUUUGAGGGGGAUGGGGGGUGGGUGGUAUAAAUGCUUUGACAUUCCUGAUUUAAACUAAAGCUGUGUUUGUCAUGGUGGGGGCCUGUUGACCGAAAGAAACCCCAGUCACCAACAUGUGCGUGAAUGAUUUGCCAACACAGAUGUUUUUCAUUUUGGACUAAGGCUAUGGACACGUGGUUUUGCACUUGUGGGCCCAAAGGCGUGUCAUAUGGAGGACUGAGGGCGUCUUGUUGCUGGUGCUCAGCUCUGACCUAAUAUAGUGAAGAAUUGAACCAGACUGAGGCCUCUAGUCUGACGGUGGUAAACUGGCAUUGUGUUGAUUUUUUUUUAACACAGGCGCUACUAUAACUUCCUCAUUCCCAAGUAUUACACUGUUAUGUGGUUCAGUAGGUUACUGCCACUUACCACAAAUCAAACAUCCUUUAAUGCCAAACUCUUCCGGUGUGGAAAAAAAACCCUCCUCAUCCAUGUGUCAUAAUACAGAAGAAAUAUGACAUAAUGUUCAGUGUAGUUGCAUGGAAUAUUUUCAGUAGUGGAUGACAAGGAAACACAAGUUACAGGAACAAAAAAAAGAUGUACUGAUAUACAGUGCCUGUGCUUUCACAUCAACUAUUUAGCUUAAAAAAAAGAGUUGGUCCAUGAUAAAAACAAUUUAGUUGUGACAUUUAUAUCAAUUCUGUGUUGCCUGGCAAGUGUUGGGAUAUUCAUGUGCAAGAAUUGGUAACUUGUGCUCUCAAGUUAAUAACUAUUUAUUCCCUUGAAAUAACAACUUGUGUGCUCAAAUGAGUUUUUACAUACAUUCCUUUACAGAGUAUUUACAUGUACCUCAGUAAGAAAUCAAAUCAAAUCCAUACAUUGUCCACUGUUUAUUUCAGCACGUGUACACCCAAAAGCCAAAACUGGUCAACAAAAACUACACCGAUGGAGAAACAUCCAUGUUUCAUGUUUAUUGUUUUGUCAGAGUGAGUGUUCAUAGUUUGAAGACAUGUGAAUCUAUUAUUUAUUUGAAGGAACGAUUGACUAAUUUGUGUGCACAAAUUAUUCAUCCAAUGUCAUGAAUUCUUAACUUUACUACCUGCAAGGCACUGUACAAUAUCAUUAGAAAGUGUCAAAAGAUCUGUCAAAACUCAAAGUCAGUUAUUCUGUAGUCCAUUUCUAUAAUAUAGGGUCACUUUUUUUCUUGACUCCUACCUGUGUCCCUAUUGGUGUCAGCUGUACCACUGCUGUUCAUGUGAAUGGACUUUCUGUGCUGCCACCCUCAAACUUGGGGCCUGAGAGUGUCUUCACUGACCCCGGCUGCUGCCUUAGUGCCUAGACUCUCCAGUCCUCUGAUGAUGACAACAUUCUAUUUGUAUUUAAAUGACAGACUUGCUUGAGUUUAUACAGCAACACAUAUUUAGUAUAUUUUCACAUUAAUAUAUUUAUUGUGCUGUAAAAUGUUAUUAAUACGCUUUUUGUUGUUUUUGGUGUAAGCAUUAAACAUAUUUAUUUUG
Molecule: messenger RNA, 3873 nt
Organism: Centropristis striata (black sea bass)
Lineage: Eukaryota; Metazoa; Chordata; Actinopteri; Perciformes; Serranidae
Gene: vegfaa
Product: vascular endothelial growth factor Aa
Exons: 8
Coding region: 436-1059 (207 amino acids)
Biological process (GO): vascular endothelial growth factor receptor signaling pathway; positive regulation of endothelial cell proliferation; induction of positive chemotaxis
Cellular component (GO): membrane
Molecular function (GO): growth factor activity; vascular endothelial growth factor receptor 1 binding; heparin binding
Source: RefSeq, a predicted model, not a curated record